UUCAAUUCUCAUCAUGUUUAUUAUCAAGACAUUGAGAGCUUCGGUAUUUGGGCUUUAUGGAUAUAUGAAUUUCACUAAAUCUGCUUUUUCGGAACAUGCAAAGAAUUUCAAGCCUGAAGAUAUGCAAGUUCAAAUGGAAGGAAAGAAUUGCAUUGUCACAGGUGCAAAUUCCGGCAUAGGUUUCGCAACUGCUGAGGGUCUCGCUUCACGUGGGGCGACCGUUUACAUGGUAUGCCGUAAUAAAGAGAGGGGAGAGGCUGCUCUUACCAAAAUUCACUCAAACACGGGGAAUAAAAAUGUCUACUUGGAGGUCUGUGAUAUCUCAUCAGUCAAUGAUGUCAAAUCCUUCACUUCCAGGUUUUGUUCAAAAGAUGUGCCUGUACAUGUCCUGGUUAAUAAUGCUGGCCUGCUUGAAGCUAAUCGUGUCAUCACACCAGAAGGAUAUGAGCUGAGUUUUGCUACAAAUGUUCUUGGAACUUACACCUUGACUGAGUUGUUGUUACCACUCCUAGAGAAGGCUGCACCUGAUGCUCGUGUUAUCACAGUUUCCUCUGGUGGAAUGUACACAUCUCCAUUGACUACUGAUUUACAGUUUAGUGGUGACACGUUUGAUGGAGUGGUACAGUAUGCUCGGAACAAGAGAAUUCAGAUUGCACUGACAGAAAAAUGGGCUGAAAAGUACAAGGAUAAAGGUGUUGGUUUCUACUCCAUGCACCCAGGGUGGGCCGAGACGCCUGGAGUAGCCAAGAGUUUGCCAGAUUUUUCCAAAAAAUUUGAAGGAAAACUUAGAAGUAGUGAGGAAGGUGCAGAUACAGUUAUCUGGUUGGCAUUACAACCAAAAGAGAAGUUGGUUCCUGGAGCAUUUUAUUUUGACAGAGCUGAAGCACCAAAACAUCUGCCAUUAACAGGCACCAAGAACUCUCAUUCUGCUAUAGACUCCAUAAUUGAGAAACUUAGGUCUUUUGCUGGCUUAUAAGGAGGAUAUAGGAUAAAUUAUUCGGAUGGAUACCUUUUACUCAUAAAUUAUUACUGAUUUUAGCUAAACUUUUUAUUUAUUACUUGCUAUUUAUAGCAAUACAUAACAAUACUAUGAUAAAUCUGCAACAUGUAUUAAAAGUGAA
This is a messenger RNA of Solanum verrucosum, 1121 nucleotides long. RefSeq lists its product as uncharacterized. The transcript is spliced from 11 exons. The record is from RefSeq and is a predicted model, not a curated record. Bases 14 to 976 code for a protein of 320 amino acids. NCBI's taxonomy places the organism in Eukaryota, Viridiplantae, Streptophyta, Magnoliopsida, Solanales, Solanaceae.